AUGAGAUUAUCCAUCACAAUUGUGCUUCUGCUGCUGUCGGCUGUCGUGGUUCUCGCGGGUCGUCCCUCAAAGAGCGAAUCGGGCUGCCACGCAUUGAGAACAGGCUCAGCCAUCGCGAACUCUCUAUGCUUAUAUGAAGAGUCGUCUGACCCUCAUCAAGCGGUUUACGACACAAACCCUAUCGUCGCAUUAGCAGACUCGGCCCAAACAGAGGCCGACGACUCUCUCUACAUACAGGCUAUUGAGCCCGCGCAAUCUCCAUGGCUGGCAGCUGCAACAAACGACGGGACAGGAUUAGAGCCUUUGAAAGAUAAGAUCGGCGCCACGCUGACUAUUCGCUCUCGUCUUAAAGCACGGAGUGAGGGUGCAUUGGGCAAGACGCCAUGGAUCGGCAUGGCCAUGGGGCUGAUGUGUACAACAUUGGCUGCAGUGGUGCUAGGAUGA
Talaromyces proteolyticus is the source of this 444-nucleotide messenger RNA. RefSeq lists its product as uncharacterized. The record is from RefSeq and is a predicted model, not a curated record. The coding region runs from base 1 to 444 and encodes 147 amino acids. The transcript has a single exon. NCBI's taxonomy places the organism in Eukaryota, Fungi, Ascomycota, Eurotiomycetes, Eurotiales, Trichocomaceae.